This is a messenger RNA of Canariomyces notabilis, 2154 nucleotides long. RefSeq lists its product as uncharacterized. Bases 1 to 2154 code for a protein of 717 amino acids. The record is from RefSeq and is a predicted model, not a curated record. Gene Ontology annotation, biological process: regulation of DNA-templated transcription. Gene Ontology annotation, molecular function: zinc ion binding; DNA-binding transcription factor activity, RNA polymerase II-specific. The transcript is spliced from 5 exons. NCBI's taxonomy places the organism in Eukaryota, Fungi, Ascomycota, Sordariomycetes, Sordariales, Chaetomiaceae.
AUGAGUGACUACUACCAUCACUUCCUGUCCUCGAUGGCCGGGGUCGGGGGUUUCCCCCACCGCAACCAGCUUGAUGGCUCUGGGCAGCUUGCUCAACCGAACCCCUUGCAGAUUGGAGGACCUCCGGGCUCCAAUCCUUAUCAAAGCCUAGGCUACUUUACAGGAUUCCCAGAGCCGAUUAUGUUCAAUGCGCCCAAGGCGCAAAGAAGCAGGCGGAAAUCUGCUCCGGGCCUCGACCACGUUAAACAUCGCCGUACGAGAUCCGGUUGCUACACUUGUCGCAGUCGUCGUGUCAAGUGCGAUGAAACCCAUCCUAUCUGCGAAAGAUGUAGGAAGGGAAAGAGAGAGUGCGUUUACCCAGAGCCGCCGCCACCAAAGGGACCCGGAAGUAGCAGUUCGAAAGAUUCAGCCGGGCCCAGUCAGCAGGCUAGCCCGAGCUCUUCUCGCGGUGACGACGAUGACGAAGCCGAGCAGGACGUCAAACUAGAGCCUAUUAUGGAUGAGGAUGAAGACGAACCACAAAGCGCGACGUCACAGACGUCGGCCCCGAGCUUUCCCCUUCGGAGAUCUAGUACGACGUCCUCAUUCGGCCUCCAGCGUGUCACGACAGGGCCACGACAGGGGUCCGAAACGCCUUCUUUUGACGGGAACAAGAGCUCGUCCCCGUCGUUGUCAGCCGGGACUAGUAGCGCGCUCACACCUGUCGGCUCGCAUUUUACCGAUUCGCCGCUGACAUCUUCUCGCCCGGACUGGACAUUCCUGCCACACGAGCUGCAGUUCUACCUCGGCUACUUCUACGACAACAUCACAAACUAUCAUUACGGGGUGGUGAAUGACGAGGAUGAGUUUUUCAAGACAGGUCUGACCGGCUUAGCGAUCCGGAACGAAGCACUGCUCUAUGCCGUGGUAGGCUUUUCGGCAUAUCAUCACGCAUUGAAAAAUCCGAACGGCAAGAUCAAUGACUUCCUACAAUAUUACAGCCGCAGCGUCACCCUGCUGCUGGAUUGUUUGAAGAAGAAAGAGAAGUAUAGCGUGGGAACCUUGUUUACCAUAUUGCAACUUGGCACCAUAGAGGAAUAUUUGGGCGACUGGAUUAACGUCAUGGGUCAUCAAAAAGCCGCCUUCGAAGUUCUCACCCAGCUUUUCACACCGCAGACGGUAAUGCAGACACCUGUGGGCCGUGUGGCGCUCAUGUGGUUUUCGAGGUUCGACGUCUUUAUUGGAAUCAUGGGCUGCUUCGGUACGACAAUGCCCUCCCAGUGGUAUUCGGCGCCGGUGGAAUACUAUGAUGCAAAGGUGGCAGCAGAACCUCAGAACGUGGGCUGGAAGAUCGAGGCCUGCCAAGCGCGGCUUCGACAGACGACGAUGGAAAUGGCGUUGCUGUAUGCGAAAGGGGCAAAGCAAGAAAUCACCGAGGACGAAUACACUGCCAGCUAUCGCAGGUUGUCGGAAGCCCUCCUGGACUGGAAAGAGAGCUGGGAUCCUGCCCUAACCGAUCCCGCGUUUAUCGUGUCGGAAUCCCCAGAAAUACAGAGCCCUGAGACAGACGAUGUCGCCAACCCGUCUACGCCCACAGUCCUCUUCCGGCCGCCACUGUUCGCCUCAACCAUCCUUAUGUGCGAAUACCACUCGAUUGUGCUAAUGCAUGGGAGCCAAGCAGCUGUGGAGCUCACGGGGGAGAUGCGGAAGAAAUUGACGGAGCAUGCAUACUCAGUGUGCAAGAUUUGGGAGAUGGUAGAAUUAUGGCAAGACAGCCCACCGGGUAGCCUGAUCAUACUGCAGUCCUGCCUGGGAAUAGCGGCUCUCUAUGUUCCACGAGAAGCGAGGCGCUACAUGUGGAUCAGGAGAAAAUUUGCCUUGCUCGAGAGGAUGGGAUACAUAUCCACCAGCACGAUGCGUACACGCAUGGCGGAGCUUUUUGCUGACGAGAGCUGUGUCCGGUGGUGGCUGCCCAACGACGAGGGCUUCACCCCGCUCCUUCAGAAUCUACGGGCCAUUGCAGAUGAGCGAAACGCGAUGGCCGUGUCGACGCAGCAGGAGAGCCUGCAGCAAAUUCGCCAAGUAUUUUCCAAGAUGCGGAUUGGGACAGUCGGUGGAAGCUCCGGGGCCAAUGACUCGGGUGGUGGAGCGAAGGAGGAGGAUACGAUGGCCUGA